Messenger RNA from Oncorhynchus keta (chum salmon), 1375 nucleotides. RefSeq names its product unconventional myosin-Id-like. Gene Ontology annotation, biological process: actin filament organization; vesicle transport along actin filament. Bases 1 to 297 code for a protein of 98 amino acids. The transcript has 3 exons. Lineage: Eukaryota; Metazoa; Chordata; Actinopteri; Salmoniformes; Salmonidae. Gene Ontology annotation, cellular component: vesicle; cytoplasm; plasma membrane. Gene Ontology annotation, molecular function: microfilament motor activity; ATP binding; actin filament binding. The record is from RefSeq and is a predicted model, not a curated record.
AUGAAGAGACGAGCCAAAGACACCUGCAUCAAGUCGUUGUCAGGUGAAAGUGGCGCCGGAAAGACAGAGGCUAGCAAAUACAUCAUGCAGUACAUCGCAGCCAUCACCAACCCCAGCCAGAGAGCAGAGGUCGAGAGUGUGAAGAAUGUUCUUCUGAAGUCCAACUGUGUGCUGGAGGCCUUCGGUAACGCCAAGACCAACCGCAACGACAACUCCAGCCGCUUUGGGAAGUACAUGGACAUCAACUUCAACUUCAACGGCGACCCUACCGGCGGCCAUAUUAACAACUACCUAUAAAUGACAUCACAGCUCUGUGGCUGUACAGUAACAUGCUAUAAAUGACAUCACAGCUCUGUGGCUGUACAGUAACAUGCUAUAAAUGACAUCACAGCUCUGUGCAUGUACAGUAACAUGCUAUAAAUGACAUCACAGCUCAGUGCCUGUACAGUAACAUGCUAUAAAUGACAUCACAGCUCAGUGCCUGUACAGUAACAUGCUAUAAAUGACAUCACAGCUCAGUGGCUGUACAGUAACAUGCUAUAAAUGACAUCACAGCUCAGUGGCUGUACAGUAACAUGCUACAAAUGACAUCACAGCUCAGUGGCUGUACAGUAACAUGCUACAAAUGACGUCACAGCUCAGUGGCUGUACAGUAACAUGCUACAAAUGACAUCACAGCUCUGUGGCUGUACAGUAACAUGCUAUAAAUGACAUCACAGCUCAGUGGCUGUACAGUAACAUGCUACAAAUGACAUCACAGCUCUGUGGCUGUACAGUAACAUGCUACAAAUGACAUCACAGCUCUGUGGCUGUACAGUAACAUGCUACAAAUGACAUCACAGCUCUGUGGCUGUACAGUAACAUGCUACAAAUGACAUCACAGCUCUGUGGCUGUACAGUAACAUGCUACAAAUGACAUCACAGCUCUGUGGCUGUACAGUAACAUGCUAUAAAUGACAUCACAGCUCAGUGGCAGUACAGUAACAUGCUAUAAAUGACAUCACAGCUCAGUGGCUGUACAGUAACAUGCUACAAAUGACAUCACAGCUCUGUGGCUGUACAGUAACAUGCUAUAAAUGACAUCACAGCUCAGUGGCAGUACAGUAACAUGCUAUAAAUGACAUCACAGCUCUGUGGCUGUACAGUAACAUGCUAUAAAUGACAUCACAGCUCUGUGGCUGUACAGUAACAUGCUAUAAAUGACAUCACAGCUCUGUAUGGGUUUUGACUGACGGACGUUUUGCACACGACAAGAAGUUGCCCCUCAUGGUAAUUGGGCAACUUUUGCAAUUUCUUUUAGUUGUGAGUGAGGGAAAUGCCGUAAAUUAAGAGGACUAUGUAUUUUGAAAGAUAAGAUAUUGAGGAUUAUAAUAAA